AUGAAAAGCUAUCACGGGGUGGCCGUCUCGCUCUUGAUCAUUCCCUCUACAGCAUUAUGUGUAGAAGCCUUGAGACAUAUUGCGGUUUGGGCCAGCGAGGUCGCCAAAACUAUCACGAAGCGCGUCUACGCUUGGCUGUACCUCUUCAUGGGACCCAGCUUAAUCCAAGACGGCUUUGACCGGGCCAAAGAUCAACCCUACGAGAUAUUGUCCCCGGAUACUCGCUACGUGUUUGUACCAUCCAAGAAACACAUUAGGGAGCUCGACAGCGCGCCAGAUACCGUCCUUUCCCUCCAGGCGGCCUCCAAGCAAGAGAUACAUUCGGAACACCCUAUCGUUAACGGUAAGCAUCCGACCUUGUGGACGGUGCAAUACUCGAUGGCUAAUGUAGCAAAAAAUGAGCCUUUUAUGGUUGCUGCUCUCGCUUACAUUGAAGAAACUCUGUUAUGUGCCGAAGCUGUGAAAUUGCUUCCUAAAAGCGUCGCUCCUACUAUCGGCAGCAUUAUUGCUCGUUUUCUCAAGGCACACGAGAAGAUAUAUGCGGUUUUGAUUCCUGUGGCCGAGGAACGGUGCCAGGAAAGAGACCUCGCCAACUUGGGUCAAAACGUCCCGAAACAUACGGACUGCAUUCAGUGGAUCAUGGAAACAGCACCACGACAGAAGCCUUGGACGCCGAAGCGCAUAGUCCAUGAACUGAUGGCUAUUUGGUUUGGAUCUGUCCAUGCUCUUUCUACUACAAUCACCUUUGCAGUCCAAGACCUGUGCCUCCAUCCAGAAUACGUGGAACCACUGAGGAGGGAACUGGUGGCGCGGUAUGCGCAGUUUGAACGCACAGGGCUUGGCCUCCCACUACUCGAUAGCUUCACAAAGGAGUCCGCCCGUCUAACCCCAGUUGAGUCCAUGAGCAUGCGACGUUACGCGACACAACCAUUUGCUUUGUCUGACGGUACCAAGUUGUCCGUCGGCGACUGGGCAUGUGUUCCUGUCAAAGCCAUCAUGCAGGACUCUAGGUCCUACCCCGACCCCCUCACUUUCAACGGGUUCAGAUUUGCGAGCCCCAAUGACCUGAAGAGUGCGGAGACAGAUUCCCAGUUCAACUUCUCCCAGCCUAAACCGUCUAUCCCGGGACGAUACUACGCUGUGGCGGUCAUGAAGGUGAUAUUGGGUCAAAUUAUCUUGAAUUACGACUGCGAGUUGGUAGAUCAGCAGAGAACGCGCUGGCAUACAUGGCGGUCCAGCAUGCUGCCCAAGAAGAAUACUAUGGUGGUGUUUACCCCUAGGGAUAGCAGCGCUUAG
Molecule: messenger RNA, 1296 nt
Organism: Durotheca rogersii
Lineage: Eukaryota; Fungi; Ascomycota; Sordariomycetes; Xylariales; Xylariaceae
Product: cytochrome P450
Exons: 10
Coding region: 1-1296 (431 amino acids)
Molecular function (GO): monooxygenase activity; iron ion binding; oxidoreductase activity, acting on paired donors, with incorporation or reduction of molecular oxygen
Source: RefSeq, a predicted model, not a curated record